AUGUCGCUCGCGCUUAGAUUUGGUGCAGUUGCAUCACAUCAACCACUGAUGUGGAAUGUACUCCCCAGAAUUCCCCAAAUAUCCAUACGUCUAGGUCUUCUUGGACGAUCAUCCUGUCCUCAUGACCAUGACCAUGACCAUGAACAACAACAUCAAGAUCGCCGCUUAUCAGAAUUGCAAGAACAACUCGAAACAGACACGACUGAUGAACCACCUUUCAUGAUUGAUAACGGAACGAUUUUACGUGCAGCACCUAAAAAGAAAAUGUCAUAUCGUAGGAAAAGAGUCAAGUUGUAUACACCAGGAAACAAGCAAAUCCAACCGUUGAACAAUAUAGUCAGGUGCCCUGCAUGCGGCGCUGUUAAACGAUCUCAUUUUAUGUGUAUGAAUUGUUUUGUUGAAAUCAGAUCGUUUUUGAAAAAAUUGAAACGCCAAGAUGGUGUAAUUAAAGAUGUAAACAAAAAUCCACAACUGGAUUUGGAUCCUAUCGAUGAAAGAAUUAUAUAUCCAGGUAAACGUGAAAGCGAUAAUGAAAGAGAAUUGAAAAAGAAGGAAUGGAUACCACAAAGAGAAGAAGCUCUAUUAUUUGACAAGAAUCAUAUAAUUCAUAAAAAGAAGUGA
Lodderomyces parapsilosis is the source of this 621-nucleotide messenger RNA. Its product is annotated as mitochondrial 54S ribosomal protein bL32m. Gene Ontology annotation, molecular function: structural constituent of ribosome. The coding region runs from base 1 to 621 and encodes 206 amino acids. The record is from RefSeq and is a predicted model, not a curated record. NCBI's taxonomy places the organism in Eukaryota, Fungi, Ascomycota, Pichiomycetes, Serinales, Debaryomycetaceae. Gene Ontology annotation, biological process: translation. The transcript has a single exon. Gene Ontology annotation, cellular component: mitochondrial large ribosomal subunit.